UCUCUUGAAGAUCCAUCUCUCUCUCGUCCAACAAUGAAGGUCUUCAUCAUCCUUUCUCUUGCUGCUGCUGCUGUUGCUCAAUUAGCGGCACCACCACAGUAUAAACCUAUUCCUUAUUCGUUCAACUACGUUGCCGAAAACGAAGACGGUGGAAGCAGUUCUCAUCAAGAAUCUGGAGAUGGCGCAGGACGGGUGUCAGGAUCUUAUAGCGUCAAUGAUCUGGAGGGACACGCUAGAGUUGUCGAGUACGUUGCUGACGAAGGUGGAUUCAGAGCCAAUAUCAGGAGCAAUGAACCAGGCAUAAUCAGCGCUGCUCCCGCUGAUGUCGUGAUUGAAUCUUCUGGUGGUUCUGGAGCCGUAGCCCCUGCCGCCGCUAGAGUAAUUUCCGCACCGGUUGCUGCCCCAGUUGUCCGCUCAACUCAACCUGCCUCUCAACCCGCCUCCAGAAGUGGAAUCCGUUAUGUUUUGGUCCCUGAAAGUGAUCCUAGAGCUGCUGGUGGAAUCCCGAUCUAAAUAUUGUAGUAGCUUCAUGUGAUGAUACUCUUAACAUCGGCUUUCGAACUGGGAACUAAUGAAAAUCAUUCCUAAAAAUG
Messenger RNA from Stegodyphus dumicola, 593 nucleotides. Its product is annotated as cuticle protein 16.8-like. Gene Ontology annotation, molecular function: structural constituent of chitin-based larval cuticle. NCBI's taxonomy places the organism in Eukaryota, Metazoa, Arthropoda, Arachnida, Araneae, Eresidae. Gene Ontology annotation, cellular component: chitin-based extracellular matrix. The record is from RefSeq and is a predicted model, not a curated record.